Molecule: messenger RNA, 1017 nt
Organism: Miscanthus lutarioriparius
Lineage: Eukaryota; Viridiplantae; Streptophyta; Magnoliopsida; Poales; Poaceae
Source: the annotation of a GenBank genome assembly
AUGGUGAAGGACAGCGCUUACUACGAUGUCCUGGGGGUCAGCGUCGACGCGUCCUCCGCCGAGAUCAAGAAGGCGUAUUACAUCAAGGCGAAGCUGGUGCAUCCAGACAAGAAUCCCGGGAACCCUGACGCGGCACUUAAGUUCCAGGAACUUGGAGAGGCCUAUCAAGUCCUAAGUGAUCCUGGGAAAAAGGAGGCUUAUGAUAAGUAUGGAAAGGAGGGUAUUUCCCAGGAUAACAUGGUGGAUCCUGCUGCUGUCUUUGGGAUGCUUUUUGGAAGUGACUAUUUUGAAGAUUAUGUUGGCCAGCUUGCUCUAGCAUCUAUAGCUUCAGUGGAGGUUGAGGAAAACUCAAACAGUCAAGAGGCAAGAGCAAAGGUUCAAGAAAAGAUAAAAGAGUUACAAAGAGAAAGAGAACGAAAGCUUACUCAGAGCCUGAAGGACCGACUUCAACCAUAUGUAGAUGGGAGAAAGGAUGAAUUUGUCAGCUAUGCAAGUGCUGAAGCUAGGCGUUUAUCCGAAGCAGCAUUUGGCGAGGCUAUGCUUCACACUAUUGGGUAUAUUUAUGUGCGACAAGCAGCAAGAGAACUUGGGAAAAGUAGAAUUUAUAUGGGUGUACCGUUUAUUGCUGAGUGGGUUAGAGACAAAGGACACCACAUUAAAUCACAGGUUAAUGCUGCUUCAGGUGCUAUCUCUCUAAUACAACUUCAAGAAGGGAUGAAAAAGAUGGAGGGAAGUGAGAACAGUGAAGAACAACUUAUGAAGAGUUUUGAGGAGAAAAAAGAUGCCAUGCUUAGCUCACUUUGGAAAAUUAAUGUGGUUGAUAUUGAGUCAACACUUUCACGCGUCUGCCAAGCGGUUCUGAGAGAUAACACGGUCUCCAAAGAUGUCUUGAAGUUGCGAGCCGAAGCGUUGAAAAAGCUCGGAACUAUAUUCCAAGGCGCAGAGUCUAUGUACCGUCGUGAAAACAGUCUGCGCGUUGAAACUAACACAAAUCAACAAGCUACUCCGUCACACUGA